AUGUCAGACGUCAAACAUUCUGAUGUGUUUUCCGACAAGCUCUCCGACCUGGAGAUUUCUCACAUCGAGCACAACCGUGCCGACUCGGAUGAUACUGUUGCGUCUCAACCCAAGUUCGUCGAACAGGGUGUGCCACUGAACCGUUCACCGACUGCUGCCGCUCUUGAUAAAACGGAUCCGAAGUUCCUUUGGCCUAGAAUCCGAUUGAGCUUGCAAGACGCCUUCUCCGAGUUCAUUGGAACAUUCAUCAUCCUUAUGUUCGGUGAUGGUGUCGUAGCUCAAGUUGUCCUGAGUAGAGGCAAGAAUGGAGACUACCAAUCCAUCAGUUGGGGCUGGGGCAUUGGUGUGAUGCUGGGUGUCUACGCUGGAGGUAAGAGCGGAGCCCAUCUCAACCCCGCGGUCACCUUCUCCAGUUGCGUCUUCCGAAAGUUCCCAUGGAAGAAGUUCCCUAUCUAUAUGUUGGCUCAGGUCCUUGGUGCAUUCUGUGCAUCCGGCGUUGUAUAUGCAAACUACAAAUCAGCUAUCGACACAUACGAAGGAGGUGCCGGCAUUCGAACAGUUGGCGGCGAGAACUCCACAGCCGGUAUCUUCUGCACAUAUCCGGCCGAAUUCAUGACGCGGACGGGCAUGUUCUUCUCAGAAUUCAUCGCCAGUGCACUUCUCAUGUUUCUUAUCUUCGCGUUGAAAGAUGAUUCUAACCUUGGCUCGGGCAACCUUACACCACUAGGCCUUUUCUUUAUCAUCUUCGGUAUCGGAGCUUGCUGGGGAUGGGAAACAGGCUAUGCCAUCAACCUGGCCAGAGAUUUCGGUCCUCGCCUCAUGUCGUACUUCCUAGGAUAUGGCCAUGGCGUCUGGUCUGCAGGAGGAUAUUACUUUUGGAUCCCUAUGGUAUCGCCGUUCUUCGGUUGCGUCUUUGGCGGCUUCUUGUACGACCUUCUUAUGUUCACCGGAGAGAGUCCUAUCAACGAAGAGUGGAUGGGUAUCCCCGGAGCUUACAACCGCUUGAUGUCGUUCGGAAAGUCGAAAAAGGAAAAGACCGAAUCCAGCAUCGUAUAA
Messenger RNA from Aureobasidium pullulans EXF-150, 1056 nucleotides. Its product is annotated as aquaglyceroporin like protein. Gene Ontology annotation, cellular component: plasma membrane. The transcript is spliced from 6 exons. Gene Ontology annotation, molecular function: glycerol channel activity; water channel activity. Gene Ontology annotation, biological process: water transport; glycerol transmembrane transport. The record is from RefSeq and is a predicted model, not a curated record. The coding region runs from base 1 to 1056 and encodes 351 amino acids. NCBI's taxonomy places the organism in Eukaryota, Fungi, Ascomycota, Dothideomycetes, Dothideales, Saccotheciaceae.